AUGGCUAAUAAGCUUUUGAAAUGUUCAACGUGUAAUAUUGUAAUUAACGAGGUGUUAGCUUUCGUUAGUAAUAAAAUCGAUGUGAUGGACGAAGAUAGUAUCGCUCACAUAUGUGUCAGUGCUUUUUCCGAAAACGAUAUUCUAGAUGCUAAAAACUUGUUGUUUGAGUCUGUGCCGACGACCAAGAAGAAAAAGCAAAGAAAACGUAACGGAAAAACACUUCGCAAUAUAGAUGAUAUCAUCUGUUUGCUUAAGGAAACGGACCCCGAAGAAAUCCCAAUCUUUGUAGCUCGUGAGUUGCAAAAGCUGCCCCCUGUACUUUUCGAUCACGUAGACGUAACUCGUAUUUUAAAAGACCUUCUCAAGAUACAACAAGAUGUUAACUUAAUAAAAAGUAAUUAUGUCACGUCUGAACAGUUAUCUAUAGUAAAGGAUGAUAUACAGUAUUUGAAACAUACACCUUUAAUCGAGAACAAUAACUGUAACAUAAAUAAUCGUCGAGGUGCUUGUUUAAUCGACAGUUUUUCCUAUAACAGCGGGCCGAUGGGCUUACAUCCGCUAUGCGAAAACACAAUUGUAGAUAUCAACGACCACCAACACUCAACAUCCUCACCUAAAUUGGUAUACCGAGAUAUGCAAUGUCCCCAAAAUCAUUCAACAGAUCAGGGUAAUAUUUUAAAACAAACUCAAGUCCGAGAUAUCCAAGAGGCGGGUAGUCAGCGAGUGCAAAUCUGCGACGGAGCGGCCGCUGUGACUCAUGCGCGGGCAGAGCCGGUCCCCGCUACUGCGCACAGUAUCGAAGCGUGCGAUAAGACAUCUACCAUCGGACUGCGACACACGGUCGGCCAGCCUGACAAAACAUUGGUUGAGGAUCGUAAUGAUGAUCGUCGGAGACCCAUUUUGAGUAAUGAGGAAUGGACUCUGGUUCAAAAGAAAAGAAGGAGAUAUAAGUUUGCAGGUAUGAGAGGCAAGGCCAUGCUCGAACCAGAGGAAAAAUUUAAAGCUGCAGAUGUGAAAACACCCAUAUACAUAUACAAUGUGGGCAAGGAAGUUACGGAAAAUGAUAUUUGUGACUACAUCAAGAAACGGGCUAACAUCAAUGUGACAGUGGAGAAAGUAGUUAUGAAAGUCUCAAAGGAUUAUCAAUCUUACAAAAUAUUUGUACCCAAACAUCAUCUGGGCCCAGAAACCGUGAUCAGAAAUCCUUCAAUAAUGGGAACAACAAAGCUCGUUAGUUUUAACUGCAAGUGUGUCAGACGGUCACUGGAAUGUAUACGUCGGCUGUGUAGCACCGCGGACGUUAUUGCGUUGCAAGAGACAUGGUUGCUGCCUGAGGAUAUUGCUUUCCUUGAUACCAUAGAUGAGGCAUUUUCUUUCACCGGAAAGUCAGCUGUAGACAUGUCUGCAGGGAUAUUAAAGGGAAGACCAUACGGGGGUGUCGCCCUGCUCUGGAGAAAAGCAGCUUUUCCGUCGGUUUCGGUUGUGCAGUGUAGAAGUGAUCGUAUAAGUGCGAUAAAAAUAAUGAAUAACAAUCGGUCAAUAUUGAUAUUUUCAGUUUAUAUGCCUACGGAUUCAAAGGAUAAUCUUCCGGAAUUUACAGACUGUUUGGGUGAAAUUUAUUCUAUUAUUGAAAGUUAUAACAUAGAAUCCGCUUAUGUACUUGGUGACUUUAACUGGUCUGAUGUUAUUCGUAAGAUGACUAGGGGAAAGUCUCCGGGUCACGAUGGUCUCAGCAUUGAGCACCUAAAAUAUGCCGGAGUUCAUCUGCCAAGGGUGCUUGCCUUAUUUUUUAACUUUUGUCUUUCACAUAGUUACCUGCCCGAGGAUCUCAUGCGUACACUGGUUGUCCCAAUAGUCAAAAACAAAACUGGCGAUGUUUCGGACCUGUCAAAUUACAGGCCUAUUUCUCUGGCCACCAUUGUGGCUAAAGUACUGGACAGUUUGCUUGAUAAACAGCUGGAGAAAAAUAUUAAAUUACACGAUGCACAGUUCGGCUUUAGGCCGAAGUUAUCAACAGAGAGUGCUAUCCUUUGUCUCAAGCAGACUGUCCACUAUUAUACGGCUAGGAACACGCCAGUGUAUGCAUGUUAUCUAGAUUUCUCAAAGGCGUUCGACCUGGUGAAUUAUGAGGUGCUGUGGGGAAAACUUGAUGGGCUUCCUUCAGAAGUAACCUGUUUGCUUAAAUACUGGUACAGUAAUCAGCAGAAUACUGUAAGAUGGGCAGGCACUUUUUCUGAUGAGUACAGGUUGCAGUGCGGUGUGAGACAGGGCGGACUAAGCUCUCCGCGGCUCUUCAACCUGUACAUUAAUAGUUUGAUUGGGGAACUCACCAGCACCGGUCUCGGUUGCUCCAUAGAUGGCACUUGCAUCAAUAAUAUAAGUUAUGCUGAUGACAUGGUGCUGCUGAGUCCCUCGGUUGGUGCCUUGAGACGCAUGUUGUCUAUUUGUGAGCGAUACGCGUUGACCCAUGGACUCAGAUAUAACGCCAAAAAGAGUGAGUUUAUGGUGUUCAAAGCCGGUUCUAAACAGUACAAAGCUCCAGCUGUCACUCUUUGCGGCACUCCACUUCAUCAAGUGAGCAGUUUUAAGUAUCUGGGUCACUGGAUCACCGAGACCAUGUCAGACGAUGUGGACAUCGAGAGGGAACGGAGGGCGCUGUCCGUUCGCUGCAAUAUGCUUGCUCGUAGAUUCGCACGUUGUACUAGUGACGUGAAAAUAACACUAUUCAAGUCGUAUUGCCAGUCGCUGUACACGUGCGGCCUAUGGGUGAGGUAUGCGCGGAGGGCGUAUGGCGCGCUCCGUGUCCAGUACAACAACGGGUUCAGGGCGAUGUUGGGGUUGCCGCGGUGGUGCAGCGCAUCCGCCAUGUUCGCGGAGGCACACACGCAGGACUUUUUCGCUGUGAUACGCGCGCGCUGCGCCUCGCUACUCAACCGCCUCCGCCGCUCCACCAACACCAUCCUGAUCACGUUGUCUGAGCGUUGGGACUCACCUUUUCUGCAGACAUGGACGAUGUAUCACACACUUCGGAAUAAGAGGUGA
This is a messenger RNA of Amyelois transitella, 3042 nucleotides long. RefSeq lists its product as uncharacterized. The transcript is spliced from 4 exons. Bases 1 to 3042 code for a protein of 1013 amino acids. Gene Ontology annotation, molecular function: catalytic activity. The record is from RefSeq and is a predicted model, not a curated record. NCBI's taxonomy places the organism in Eukaryota, Metazoa, Arthropoda, Insecta, Lepidoptera, Pyralidae.